Molecule: messenger RNA, 1122 nt
Organism: Engraulis encrasicolus (European anchovy)
Lineage: Eukaryota; Metazoa; Chordata; Actinopteri; Clupeiformes; Engraulidae
Gene: wnt3a
Product: wingless-type MMTV integration site family, member 3A
Exons: 4
Coding region: 64-1122 (352 amino acids)
Biological process (GO): canonical Wnt signaling pathway; multicellular organism development; cell fate commitment
Cellular component (GO): extracellular region
Molecular function (GO): cytokine activity; frizzled binding
Source: RefSeq, a predicted model, not a curated record
UUUUCUUCCUCUCACUGAAAACGUGUGUGCGCGCGUGUGCCUCUUUAGCGAAACUUUUUAAGGAUGAUAUACCUUGGAUGUUUCCUGUUUCUCUUUUGGAUUACGCAUGUCAUGGCAAGUUAUCCUAUCUGGUGGUCUCUGGCAGUGGGCCACCAGUACUCGUCCCUGGGCACGCAGCCCAUCCUGUGUGGCAGCAUCCCCGGCCUGGUGCCCAAGCAGCUGCGCUUCUGCCGCAACUACGUGGAGAUCAUGCCCAGCGUGGCGGAGGGCGUGAAGAUCGGCAUCCAGGAGUGCCAGCACCAGUUCCGGGGACGCCGGUGGAACUGCACCACCAUCAAUGACAACCUGGCCAUCUUCGGGCCCGUGCUGGAUAAAGCAACCAGAGAGUCUGCCUUCGUGCAUGCCAUCGCUUCGGCCGGGGUUGCCUUUGCCGUGACACGCUCCUGUGCCGAAGGCUCGGCCACGAUCUGUGGCUGCGACACGCGACACAAGGGUCCGCCGGGCGAGGGAUGGAAGUGGGGAGGCUGCAGCGAGGACGUCGAGUUUGGCAGCAUGGUCUCACGGGAGUUUGCCGACGCGAGAGAGAACCGACCAGACGCCCGCUCCGCCAUGAACCGACACAACAACGAAGCCGGACGGGUGUCCAUCACCGACCACAUGUACCUGAAGUGCAAGUGCCACGGCCUGUCUGGCAGCUGCGAGGUGAAGACAUGCUGGUGGUCGCAGCCUGACUUCCGGGUCAUCGGCGACUACAUGAAAGACAAGUACGACAGCGCCUCGGAGAUGGUGGUGGAGAAGCACCGGGAGUCUCGGGGCUGGGUGGAGACGCUGCGGCCCAAGUACACCUUCUUCAAGCCCCCGUCGGACCGGGACCUGGUCUACUACGAGAACUCGCCCAACUUCUGCGAGCCCAACCCGGAGACGGGCUCGUUCGGGACGCGGGACCGCGUCUGCAAUCUGACCUCCCACGGCAUCGACGGGUGCGACCUGCUGUGCUGCGGUCGAGGCCACAACACCCGGACAGAGAAGCGCAAGGAGAAGUGCCACUGCAUCUUCCACUGGUGCUGCUACGUCAGCUGCCAGGAGUGUGUGCGCGUGUACGACGUGCACACCUGCAAGUAG